AUGUCAAGUGCAACAGCUGAAAUACCAGAUGAUUUAAAUUCAUUAACAGUUGUAGCUUUGAAAGCAUUACUUCAAGCAAGGGGUUUACCGGUGACAGGAGCUAAACCUGCCUUAAUUAAAAGAUUACAACAAUUUAAAGAACUUGAAACAUCUGGUGGUGAUGAAGAAGAAAUAAACGAUGAAGAAACUGCAACUACUACAACUACAACUACUACAACAGAUACAACACCUACAAAUGGUAAAACUGAAGAACAAUCAGCAGCAACAACAACAACAAAAAAAGAAGAAACUACAGCAACAAAUGGUGUUGAUAAUACUACAACACCUCCAUCCACAACACCACCAAUAAUUACAACACCAACCACAGCCACAACCUCAACUUCCACUGUAACAACAGAGCAACCAACAACACCAACUAAAGAAACAAAGGAAAAUUCCUCCUCUUCUUCUUCUUCUUCUUUAACAAAUGAAAAUACAAAUACAAAUGAAAAUACAAAUACAAAUGAAAAUGAAAAUACAAAUAUAAAUACAAAUACAACAUCUUCAACAACCACUGAAAGUGAUAAUAAUACUCACACUAAUACUAAUACCAAUACUAAUACAAAUGGUAAUGGUAAUAGUAAUGGUGAUGAAGAUCAAGAUCUUGUUGAAGAAUUACUUGGUAGUGAUGAUAAUAAUCAUAAUAACCAAUAUUCUGACGAUGAAGAUGAAGAUGUAAACAAUAAUGGUGAAUCUAAAACCUCGACCUCAACCUCAACAACAACAUCAACAACAACAACAAGUACACCUACAGCCGAUGAAAAUAAACAAGAUUUGAAUUCUUUAGAUGUUGAUUCAUCCAUUGUCGAUAAAGCAAUCCAAGAGGCAGAAAAGGCAGUAACAGAAAAGAUGUCCUCUGAAAAGAAGAGAGAAGACUCAUUGGAUAAAACAAAGAUUCAACAAUCUAUAGCAGAGAUGGAGGGUUCAUUCAAAAAAAUACCAUCCAUUAAAAUCACUGGUUUAAACGAUUCACUCACAGAGAAAGAAUUAGAGGAAGCCCUCAAUGAGGUUGGUAAAGUACACACCAUAACCUAUGAAGGUUCAAAGAAAGACUUUGCAAUUGUUCAAAUGGAAAAUCAUACCAUUGCCAAAGAGAAAUUAAAUAAUUCAAAAUUAAAGAAUUGUACUCUCUCAAUUACUGAUAUACCUUUAGCUGACUCUUUAUUAUUCGUUGGUAAUCUUGGUAAUGAUGUUGGUAAAGAACAAUUAAAAAAAAUGUUUGAAAAACAUGGUACAAUUGAUAGAAUUAUUUUAAUUAAAAAUAGAAGAACUGGUGAAAAUAAAGGAUAUGCAUUUAUAGAUUAUAGAACUAAAUUACAAGCAAGUACAGCAAAAUCAUCAUUAGGAUCUAUUGUAUUUAAUCGUCGUACUCUUAGAGUUGAUUGGGCAGAAAAUUGUAAUACAAUGGAAUCAAUGCAUAGUAAAACUAUAUUUGUCGAUCGUUUACCACGUUCAUUUGCAGAUGUACCAAUCUUGAGAAAGGUAUUUUCACCAUUUGGAAAGAUUAAAGAUUGUAAUGUUGUACCAAAUUAUUAUGGCCAACCAAGAGGCUUUGCAUUUAUAGAUUAUAACAAUGUUGAAGAUGCCGAGAAGGCUCAAAGAAUGAUGAAUGAAAAGGAUUUGAAAGGUUAUAAAAUUAGAGUAAACUUUGCAAACCCUUCAAAGCCGGGUCAUUCUUUAGUAAAACCACCAUCACAACAAUCAGGUAGAAGUCAUGAAUCUGUACCCUCUUCUUCCCCAUUUAGAGGUAGAGGUAGAGGUAGGGGUAGUAUGGGUGUACCUCCACCAAAUAGUCAACACUUUGGUAUCGGUAGUGUAGGUGGCGGUUUUAGAGGUGGUAGAGGAGUAGGUGGUUAUCCUGGUGAUCAUUCUGGUAUCUAUCAAGGUGGUAGAGGUGGUAGAGGAGUAGGCGGCGUAAAUGGUUCAGGUCCAAUCGCAAUGGAGAGAGGUGGACCAAUGCAUCAUCAACCAUAUGGUCCUCCACCACAUCAUGGACCAAUGCUCCACCAAAGUGGUUAUGGUUCACAAAUGCAACACCAAUUCUCACAAAUGCAACAUCAACACUACAAUGAGCACCAAAGAAAUCAAGGUGCUUUCUAUCCACCACCACCUCCACCACAUAUGAAUCUACCAAUGCAAUCUCAACAAGGUUAUCCACAAGUUAACUCAAUGAGCGUACCACAAUCAAAUAAUAACCCACUCAUAAAUCAACAAGCAAAUUUACAAGCUCAACAAUUGGCAUCGGCUCAAGUCCAAAUUCAAUUGAUGGAACAAAAAUUGAAAGGUCAAGAAUCAUUGAUUAGAGCUGCUCAACAAAAGGUGGUUCAAGCUCAACAACAAGCUCAACAACAAGUACAAAGAGAAAAACAGCAGAGAGAAGCAUUACUUAGACAACAACAACAACAACAGCAACAACAACAACAGCAACAACAACAACAAGAAAGACAAAGAAAACAACAAGAGGCAUUACAAAAACAACAACAAAUUCAACAACUUCAACAACAACAACAGCAACAACAGCAAGCUCAACAACAGCAGCAACAACAAGCUCAGCAACAAGCACAACAACAAUCUCAACAACAAGCACAACAACAACAAUCUCAACAAAUGCAAGGCUUUUAUGGUCAAAUGAAUAAUGCUAACAGUAAUAAACAAACUGGUGCUCAAUCAACUAUUUCACCAAAUACAGCCAGUGCAACUAACCAAAAUAAUUUUUCGCAUCAAUCAGCUGCCAAUUGGCAAGGUUAUUUUACACCAGAACAAACUGCUGCAUGGACUUAUUAUGCUCAACAACAUCAAUUAUUCCCAGGUUAUUCACCACAAGAUAUUUCAGCAUAUUACGCAAGUUUCCAGGCACCAACUAGUGAUCCUUCAACACAAGUAGGUGCCAAACGUACAUACGAUACUUCAGGAAUGUAUAAUCAAUCAUACAAUGCACAUGGCACACACAACACUCACCACCAAAAUGAUAACAAAAGAAACAGACAUUAA
Molecule: messenger RNA, 3030 nt
Organism: Dictyostelium discoideum AX4
Lineage: Eukaryota; Evosea; Eumycetozoa; Dictyosteliales; Dictyosteliaceae
Product: SAP DNA-binding domain-containing protein
Exons: 4
Coding region: 1-3030 (1009 amino acids)
Molecular function (GO): nucleic acid binding; RNA binding
Source: RefSeq, a predicted model, not a curated record